This is a messenger RNA of Anopheles bellator, 700 nucleotides long. RefSeq names its product delta-like protein 4. The record is from RefSeq and is a predicted model, not a curated record. Lineage: Eukaryota; Metazoa; Arthropoda; Insecta; Diptera; Culicidae. The transcript has 3 exons. The annotation marks the transcript as partial.
AUGGCUGGAAAUGCAUUUGUACAGUGCCGACCACAACAAUCGCCGGUCGUUACGAACCCGUGCAAUCCUUCGCCAUGUGGACCGAACAGUCAAUGUCGUGAAAUCAACGGGCAAGCCGUGUGCUCGUGCGUUCCGGGAUACAUUGGCAGUCCUCCGACAUGUCGACCGGAAUGCGUUGUAAGCGCUGAGUGCCCUCAGAACCAGGCUUGCACCAACCAAAAAUGUCGAGAUCCAUGUGUGGGAACUUGCGGCGUAGGAGCCAGGUGCUCGGUUGUCAACCAUAACCCAAUCUGCAGCUGCCCUGAAAGAUUCACGGGCGAUCCGUUCGUUCGCUGUCAGCCAAUAAUCGAGCCUCCUGUCCAAAUGACCCCACAAAAUCCAUGUCAACCGUCACCUUGUGGUCCGAACGCUCAAUGUCGCGCUGUGGGUGAUUCUCCAUCUUGUACGUGCAUAGAAGGCAUGAUAGGUGCUCCGCCUAACUGUCGCCCGGAAUGUAUCAGUAACUCUGACUGUUCCAACAACCUGGCAUGCAUCAGACAAAAGUGCCAAGAUCCGUGUCCAGGAGCCUGUGGAGCCAACGCGGAAUGUAGAGUUGUUACGCAGUGUAGGGAACAAAAUGGAGCAGGAGCAUGUACCUGUGUAGAGGAUCACUUCGGCAACCCCUACGAAGGAUGUCGUCCAGAAUGUGUUCUCAACUCGG